UUCAUCAGCAUAGCCAGUCCAGCUGAAAGCUCUAUUUCCCUUACCUAACCACAAAUAAUGGCAAUGAAGAUUCCUCCCAGUAAACUUAUUUUCUUAUCUACAAUGAUAACUCUGUCGCACGUGGCAAUCAAGACAUCGCACGUGCAAGGCCAUGCACGGAUGCCCCCGUCAACUCUCAAGAGCUAUAAAUACAAAAGCAGAGCAUUGGUCAUAAUGAAUACCAACUCUACAACUACUCCGCAAUUCUCAGUUGAUCGGAAAAUGGAAGAUUCCAUUGAUGCAGCCAAGCUUCGCGAUGAAUUUCUCCAGGUUCUUCGCAGCCGUCGAACUGCAGAAGUUCCUCUUUCUGUUGAACCUGCUCAUCCAGUGCGAGAUCCACUGUAUCAGGAAACUCCAAAGCCAACCUUUAGCAAGGCAAUGGAGUCUGCUCCAAAGAAAAAAAUUCCAAAUUUUAAGAAACUUCUUCAAGAGGAGAAUUUGUACCUGAUUACCGAGAAAGGAGAUCAAGGACGUCUGCCGGUUUUGAUAUUGAGUAUGAAAGAAAGCUGCAAAAAAAGAAGACCAGCUAUUGUCUUUCUACAUAGCACAAAUAAAUGCAAGGAGUGGUUGCGGCCGUUGCUUGAGGCAUAUGCCUCAAGGGAUUACAUUGCAAUAGCCAUUGAUUCUCGAUAUCAUGGAGAGCGUGCCAGCAGCCUGACAACCUAUAGAGAUGCUCUGGUGUCAUCAUGGAAGAAAGGAAAUACGAUGCCAUUUAUUUUUGACACGGUGUGGGACUUGAUAAAAUUGGCAGAUUAUCUUACACAAAGGGAGGAUGUAGACCCAUCCAGAAUAGGAAUUACUGGAGAAUCACUUGGAGGAAUGCAUGCAUGGUUUGCAGCUGCUGCUGAUACUCGCUAUUCAGUGGUUGUCCCUAUAAUUGGUGUUCAGGGAUUUCGAUGGGCAAUUGAACAUGACAAGUGGCAAGCUCGAGUUGACAGUAUCAAGGCUGUAUUUGAAGAAGCACGGAUUGAUUUAGGCAAGAGCUCCAUUGAUAAAGUAGUAGUGGAGAAGGUCUGGGACAGAAUAGCUCCUGGUUUGGCCUCUCAGUUUGAUUCGCCUUACACAAUUCCAGCCAUUGCCCCUCGUCCUCUCCUGAUUUUAAAUGGCAAGGAAGAUCCUCGUUGUCCAAUUGAUGGCUUGGAACUCCCAGAAUCAAGAGCCAGAAAAGCUUACGAAAAUUCCAGUUGUCUUGAAAAUUUCGAGGUGGUAGCAGAACCGGGAAUUGGGCAUCAGAUGACACCUUUGAUGGUCAAAAGAGCCAGUAAGUGGUUCGAUAAGUUCCUCAAUCCAUAAGCUGUAAGGCUGACUUCGUAUAUGGUUUCUAUAUGCUGUAAUGUUUGAGUCUCUUAAAGAUAUUGAAAGAUAGUCAUAAUGUUUACGUUAUUGUUCUAAUAAUUGUGUGACUCUGUAAUUAAUAGAACUUUCUCCUUAUUUUCUUU
Olea europaea var. sylvestris is the source of this 1478-nucleotide messenger RNA. RefSeq names its product putative hydrolase YtaP. The transcript is spliced from 13 exons. Gene Ontology annotation, biological process: proteolysis. Bases 58 to 1332 code for a protein of 424 amino acids. Gene Ontology annotation, molecular function: serine-type peptidase activity. The record is from RefSeq and is a predicted model, not a curated record. Lineage: Eukaryota; Viridiplantae; Streptophyta; Magnoliopsida; Lamiales; Oleaceae.